UCUAGACCACUUAUUACCCGCAAUCGGGGCAAGUAGUGAGCUAUACCCGCCGCCGUCGGGACCAGAAUAUCCGAGGAGAAAACUCGGACCCCUCUCGCGCGUCGUCGUGCCUUUGUCAUGCGCCCAGGCCUGACCUUUGGCCCGCCGGGCGACGAGUGGCACUACGACAGACCGUCGCGAACCUAUGAUCUCACCCGGGGCCGGUCGCCGGCUUGGAAGGUCGGCACCAGCCAAGGACCAGCGGGGACGUCGGUUUCGGUGAACCCCCACAGCACGGCGCUCGUGAUUGUCGACAUGCAGAAUUACUUUUUGCACCCCAGCUGUCGAGACCACCCGGCCGGGCUGGCGGCGGUGGAGCAAACCAAGAAGGUUGUUGAGAAAUGCCGCGAAUUAGGUAUCCAGGUAAUUUGGCUAAAUUGGGGCCUGACCGACGACGACCUGGCGCGGAUGCCCGCCAGCGUCCAGCGCGGCUUCUCGCGAUCGCUCGUCCUGGGCGACGAGGGGAAGAGCAGUUCUCCCGGCGACAAGGGGCAUACCCUCGCCCGCCUCGGCCUCGGCGCAGAUCUCGGCGAUGGCAGGGGCCGCUGCCUCGUCGCGGGCGAGUGGAACGCCGACAUUUACGAGCCGCUGAAGCGGAGCAGUCUCCGGACGGGGGAGGACGUGCGGUGCGACAAGAAUAGGAUGUCGGGGAUGUGGAGCCCGGAGCAGCCGCUGCGGAGGUAUUUGGAAGGUACCCGGGAGAGUGGUGAUGAUGAGGAGGGUGUCUCCAGGACCGGGAAGGGAAGAGGAGGAGGGAUCCGAACACUGCUCUUCGCCGGGGUGAAUACGGACCAGUGCGUCCUCGGCACGCUGACGGAUGCGUAUAAUGCCGGGUGGGAUUGCAUCUUGAUCGAGGACUGCUGCGGGACCGGGACGCCUGGUGCUCCCGAGGUGUGCCUUUACAACAUUUCUGGCUCCUACGGGUUCGUCGUCUCGACAGAGACAUUUCUCGCCGGAACGGCUUCUUGAAAACGCUUCGCACUACUCACCAUGUGCGUAAGGUGAUGUCAAGGUGAGGAAAGGUGAUGGUUUAGUCAGAUCACUGAGUCAAGCAAAAACGUACGAUGGGGCUCAACCUCCGGAAAAGGAAAACAAAAAACUAGAAAAACUUUUAGAUCGACGAAUGCGGUUGUUUGUGAAGUGGCCUUCUCUCGUACCGAAUAUGCGGGACGCUUAUCGUGCAAACGAAAAGCCACCCGAUGUGUGGUUGUUCGCGAUACGAGACAGUGGCCAAUGGAACGGGCAACGUGGGGUGGGAAGGUGUGAGCGAGGAAGAGAGA
Molecule: messenger RNA, 1319 nt
Organism: Colletotrichum godetiae
Lineage: Eukaryota; Fungi; Ascomycota; Sordariomycetes; Glomerellales; Glomerellaceae
Product: isochorismatase
Exons: 3
Coding region: 118-1008 (296 amino acids)
Source: RefSeq, a predicted model, not a curated record